UGUUAAUUAUAUCGUGAACUCGAUAAUUAUUUUGUUUUCCCAUAGAAAGGUGUAACUAGUACAUUUAAGUCACUAGAUAUCGUAACCUCUUUGGAGGUUUACAUCUAGAGUGAAAUGGCUACUGAUAAAGUGACAUUGAGUGAUGCUUUGUCCAAUGUUGAUGUGCUUGAUGAAUUUACAUUACCCGAUGAACAACCAUGCAUUGAAGCACAACCAUGUUCCGUAGUAUAUCAGGCUAAUUUUGAUACUAAUUUUGAAGAUAGAAAUGGUUUCGUUACAGGAAUUGCCAAAUAUAUAGAAGAAGCUACAGUUCAUGCAAGCUUGAAUGAGUUAUUAGAAGAAGGCUUGAAACAUGCUGUGAUGUUAUACACAUGGAGAUGUUGUUCUCGUGCGAUUCCUCAACCAAAAUCAAAUGAACAACCAAACAGAGUAGAAAUUUAUGAAAAAACAGUAGAAGUAUUAGCACCAGAAGUAAAUAAAUUACUUAAUUUUAUGUAUUUUCAAAGAAAAGCAAUCGAAAGGUUCUCUGCAGAAGUAAAACGUUUGUGUCAUCAUGAAAAGAGAAAAGACUUUGUUUCUGAAGCUUAUCUACUUACAUUGGGGAAGUUUAUUAAUAUGUUUGCAGUUUUAGAUGAGCUAAAGAACAUGAAAUCUAGUGUGAAGAAUGAUUACUCUACCUAUAGGAGAGCAGCUCAGUUUCUUAAAGUGAUGUCUGACUCACAGACAUUACAGGAGUCCCAAAACUUGUCAAUGUUCUUGGCUACUCAAAACAAGAUUCGUGAUACAGUAAAAGAAAAUUUGGAGAAAAUUGCAGGAUACGAAGAAUUGUUAGCAGAUGUUGUAAAUAUAUGCGUCCAUAUGUUCGAGACUAAAAUGUAUUUGACACCAAAUGAGAAGCACAUGUUGGUAAAAGUCAUGGGCUUCGGACUAUUCUUAAUGGACAGCGAAUUGUGCAAUAUCAAUAAACUAGAUCAAAAAAAGAAACUAAAAUUAGAUAGAAUUGAUAGAAUUUUUAAAAAUUUGGAAGUGGUACCAUUGUUCGGCGACAUGCAAAUUGCGCCUUUUAAUUAUAUCAAACGUUCUAAACACUUUGACGCAUCAAGAUGGCCAUUAUCUUCAUCGUCAAAUAGUAUAAGUCCACAAGCAGAUCUUAUGGUUCAUCUUCCACAGAUUAGAGAAGAUCAUGUGAAAUACAUUAGUGAAUUAGCAAGAUAUAGCAAUGAAGUAACUACAACCUAUAAAGAGUGUGGUAGUGAUACAGAAAAUAGAGAAACUGCUGAAUUAGCUUUACGCGGAUUACAGUUACUUUCUCAAUGGACAAGCGUAGUAACCGAGCUUUAUAGUUGGAAGCUUCUUCAUCCUACUGAUCAUCAUAUGAAUAAGGAGUGCCCACAGGAAGCAGAAGAAUAUGAAAGAGCUACACGUUAUAAUUACACAGACGAAGAAAAAUUCGCUUUAAUAGAAGUGAUUGCAAUGAUUAAAGGAUUGCAAGUAUUAAUGGCGCGUAUAGAAACAGUUUUCAUUGAUGCAAUACGUCGAAAUAUAUAUGCGGAAUUACAAGAUUUUGUGCAACUUAUUUUACGAGAACCAUUGCGCAAGGCGAUUAAAAAUAAAAAAGAUCUUAUUAGAAGUAUAAUUGUAUCUGUAAGAGAAACUUGCGCAGAUUGGCAUUUUGGAGUAGAGCCUUUAGGAGACCCUGCUUUAAAAGGAAAGAAAGAUCCUGACAAUGGAUUUGGUAUUAAGGUACCACGAAGAAAUGUUGGACCUUCUUCAACUCAGCUUUACAUGGUCCGCACUAUGUUAGAAUCACUAAUUGCUGAUAAGAGUGGUGGAAAACGUACUCUGAGAAAAGAUAUUGAUGGCCAGUACCUCGUGCAAAUUGAUCAGUUCCAUAAAACUAGUUUUUAUUGGAGUUAUCUUUUAAACUUUAGCGAAUCGUUGCAAGACUGUUGCGAUUUGUCCCAAUUAUGGUACAGAGAGUUUUAUCUAGAAAUGACCAUGGGCCGUAAAAUACAGAAAUGCCAAGUACGUCACCAGCAUAAUGAAGAGUGCAGCGACUUGAUCACCAUGGAGAAACGUAUCCAGUUUCCUAUCGAGAUGUCUAUGCCAUGGAUACUGACUGAUCACAUACUACGAAGCAAAGAACCAUCCAUGAUGGAGUAUGUUUUAUAUCCACUGGACUUGUACAAUGAUAGUGCAUUGUACGCACUGACAAUAUUCCGUAAACAAUUUCUUUAUGAUGAAGUGGAAGCUGAAGUAAAUUUAUGCUUCGAUCAGUUCGUUUACAAACUCAGUGAACAAAUUUUUGCACACUACAAGCAAUUGGCUGCAAGUAUAUUGUUAGAUAAAAGAUUUCGAGUAGAGUGUGUUGCUCUUGGAGCAUACUUACUUCCAUAUCCUCGUGCCAAUAGAUACGAAACAUUAUUGAAACAAAGGCAUGUUCAAUUAUUGGGAAGAAGUAUCGACUUGAAUAAGUUGAUUACACAGCGUAUUAACGCCGACAUGCAGAAGUCGUUGGAUUUAGCAAUUAGUAAAUUCGAAUCCGGUGAUAUUACAGGAGUUGUGGAAUUAGAAGGACUUCUACAAGUGAAUCGUCUUACUCAUAAACUUUUGAGCAAAUGGCUUGCAUUGGACGAAUACGAUGCAAUGUUUAGAGAAGCAAAUCAUAACGUUCUAGCUCCGUAUGGUCGAAUCACACUUCAUGUGUUUUGGGAAUUAAAUUAUGACUUUUUACCAAAUUAUUGUUACAAUGCAGCAACAAACAGGUUUGUAAAAUGUCGAGGUCUUCAAUUCGUACAGCCCGUACAUAGAGAUAAACCUCCGCAAAUGUCUCAUCAUUAUCUUUGGGGAAGUAAACAGUUGAAUCUAGCAUAUAGCACACAAUACGGCCAGUAUUCUGGAUUUGUUGGUCCGCAACAUUUCCGAACAAUGUGUAAACUUCUUGGUUAUCAAGGGAUUGCAGUGGUAAUGGAAGAACUUUUGAAGAUCGUGAAGUCUUUAAUUCAAGGAAGCUUACAUCAAUUCACGAAGACCCUAAUGGAAGCUAUGCCGAAAGUUUGUAAACUUCCUAGAUACGACUAUGGAUCUCCAGGUGUUCUAGGUUACUACCAUGCUCAAUUAAACGAUAUUGUACAAUAUCCUGAUGCAAAAACUGAGCUUUUCCAUAACUUUCGAGAAUUUGGUAACACAAUUUUGUUUUGUCUCUUAAUGGAACAAGCUUUAUCGCAGGAGGAAGUUUGUGACUUGUUACACGCAGCACCAUUUCAAAAUAUAUUGCCUAGACCGUAUUGUAAAGAAGGUGAAAAACCGGAGACCAAGCAGAAACGACUUGAAGCUAAAUAUGCAGCCUUACAAAUUGUUCCGAACGUAGAUAAGCUGGGUACAGCUAAGCAAGCAAUGAUAGCCAGGGAAGGUGACUUGCUAACACGAGAACGGCUUUGUUGUGGUUUGUCGAUAUUUGAAGUGGUACUUAGCAGAUUACGUAGUUUCUUGGACGAUCCUAUUUGGGUUGGUCCUCCCCCAGCAAACGGAGUAAUGAACGUUGACGAGUGCACAGAGUUCCAUAGACUAUGGAGUGCGUUACAAUUUGUAUAUUGUAUUCCCGUCGGCGAAACUGAAUUUACGGUCGAGGAAUUAUUUGGUGAAGGUUUACAUUGGGCUGGAUGCGCCAUGAUAGUAUUACUUGGUCAACAAAGACGAUUCGAGGCUCUUGAUUUCUGUUAUCACAUUUUGAGAGUGCAACGGGUAGAUGGAAAAGACGAAAAUGUUAAAGGGAUUCAUUUGAAAAGAAUGGUGGAUAGAAUUAGAAGAUUCCAAGUAUUAAAUUCGCAAAUUUUCGCUGUAUUAAAUAAGUACUUGAAAAGCGGAGAUAGCGAUGCGACAAGUGUCGAACACGUUCGAUGUUUUCCACCUCCGAUUCAUCCCUCGCUCGCUCAUGCACAGCAGCAACACUAUCACACGCCGGAAUAUUUACGUCAAAUGAAUCAUCAGUAAAGUAAAAAAUUACAGGCAUGCAUAUUUGUAAUACAACGUAAUUAAGGCUGAGUACCACUUUUUAAACAGCUCGUAUUCACGAGUAAUAACGUAACGGUCGUAAUGUAAGAACGUUUUUAAGUAUUUAUUUAAGAUUUUU
Messenger RNA from Dufourea novaeangliae, 4132 nucleotides. RefSeq names its product cytoplasmic FMR1-interacting protein (gene Sra-1). Gene Ontology annotation, molecular function: RNA 7-methylguanosine cap binding; small GTPase binding. Gene Ontology annotation, biological process: regulation of translation; cell morphogenesis; axon guidance. The transcript is spliced from 19 exons. NCBI's taxonomy places the organism in Eukaryota, Metazoa, Arthropoda, Insecta, Hymenoptera, Halictidae. Gene Ontology annotation, cellular component: synapse; neuron projection; SCAR complex. The record is from RefSeq and is a predicted model, not a curated record. Bases 115 to 3993 code for a protein of 1292 amino acids.